Molecule: messenger RNA, 1419 nt
Organism: Gadus morhua (Atlantic cod)
Lineage: Eukaryota; Metazoa; Chordata; Actinopteri; Gadiformes; Gadidae
Product: intraflagellar transport 80 homolog (Chlamydomonas)
Exons: 8
Coding region: 388-1317 (309 amino acids)
Biological process (GO): cilium assembly
Cellular component (GO): centrosome; cilium; intraciliary transport particle B
Molecular function (GO): protein binding
Source: RefSeq, a predicted model, not a curated record
CAUGGACUCGGGCGAAAUAUAAAUCAGUUAGUUAACAAUGAGUUGUAUUUGUGUUUUAAUCGUACAACAUUGUUGUAAACUAUACAUCUUAAACAAACCAUUGCUAUUCUCUGAAAACUUGGGGAAAUCUGUUACCAAGGAAGGGAGACCAUAAGCUCUCGCGAGAACUACGAGCCAAAGCGUCUAUGAUCCGCUAGCUCUCGCGGUAAAUUAGGUUAGAGCUGUAAAGGGUAGCAUCACAUACCUGAGGUGUGUGCGUUCUUCAUGUGUUACACUCAUUUAUACACUUAACCUUGAAUUCAACGAGUAGUAGGCGUACACUGGUUGUAUUACGUGCCUCGGGACACUUUAUUGAAUGUCCCAUACAGAAGGCAACAGCGUGCAACCAUGAGGUUGAAAACAUCGCUUCUGAAGGAGCCAAAACAUAAGGAACUUGUGAGCUGUGUUGGAUGGACCACAGCCGAUGAAUUGUUCUCAUGCAGUGAGGACCAUCAGAUACUCCGAUGGAACCUGCUGACCAGUGAGACUAGCCUGGUGGUCCGGCUGCCAGAGGACACCUACCCCAUUGAUUUGCACUGGUUCCCCAAAACGGUGGGAGGCAAGAAGCUUGUACAGGCGGAUACAUUUGUCCUCACAAGCACUGAUGGGAAAUUCCAUCUGGCUUCCAAAAGCGGACGAAUCGAGAAGAGCGUGGAAGCCCACAAAGGAGCCGUUCUGGCCGGGCGAUGGAACUACGAUGGCACGGCUCUGAUCACAGCUGGAGAGGAUGGGCAGAUAAAGAUCUGGUCUAAAAGUGGUAUGCUGCGUUCGACACUGGCACAGCAAGGUUCUCCGGUGUAUUCUGUAGCCUGGGGUCCAGACUCCGACAGAAUCCUCUACACAUCAGGAAGACAAUUAGUCAUCAAACCCCUGCAACCCAGUGCUAAAGUCAUACAGUGGAAGGCUCACGAAGGGCUCAUCCUGAAGGCGGACUGGAACUCUGUGAACGAGCUCAUCCUGUCGGGAGGCGAGGACUGUAAAUACAAGGUGUGGGACAGCUAUGGCCGCCUGCUGUACUCCUCCUCUCCCCAGGACUACCCGGUCACCUCCCUGGCCUGGGCUCCGGACGGGGAGGUGUUUGCGGUGGGCUCCUUCAACACCCUGCACCUCUGCGACAAAACCGGGGUAAGAAACAGCAGCGGCGGCAGCUGGAGCCACACAGAGCUAUUCAGGGUCCACAGCUAUCGUACCGCGAUCCCAGUAGCUAACCCCCAUUCCAUUGGAGUGCAUAGAAGCUGUGCGCUUCCAUUCAAACAAUGCUUUUCUGCUCAUUGUUAGAUAUUGCUCUGAAAUAAAGAGUUUAUACAAAAAAAUUGGCCUUUUAAGCCCUUUGAGUCUGUAAUGGUGAUUAAGGGCUAUACAAAUAAAAUUGAAUUGAAU